Messenger RNA from Ruditapes philippinarum (Manila clam), 1339 nucleotides. RefSeq lists its product as uncharacterized. Gene Ontology annotation, cellular component: membrane. Lineage: Eukaryota; Metazoa; Mollusca; Bivalvia; Venerida; Veneridae. Gene Ontology annotation, molecular function: tumor necrosis factor receptor binding. Gene Ontology annotation, biological process: immune response. The coding region runs from base 71 to 991 and encodes 306 amino acids. The transcript has 4 exons. The record is from RefSeq and is a predicted model, not a curated record.
AACUCGUGUAUAAAAUACUGAGAAUUAUUGUUUAAAUUUUUAUUGUAACUGCAGACAAUCGGACAGAAACAUGCUUAAAUCAGAAAGUUAUCCGAACAAAGUGAGUCCACAUUGUUCAGCUUAUACUGUGGGUUUAAAUACAAAUAAAAACAGUUCAAUGAAACUUGAAAUGGAUGUAUAUGGAAGACAGAACAGUGUAAACGAAAUAAAAGAAAAUGACUUGUCAACACAACCGGGAAAAUUAAAAGUGCCAGAUUAUUCGAGACAACCCAGUGAAUGUCGACUUAUCAAUGACACCGUCAAAGUUGUAAUGAAUGGGGACGAUUUUAAGUCGACAUCAACGAUCAGUUCCACAGAAAGCGAUUUAAAGAAUGAGAAAAGACGAGAUAAAGGAAACACUUGUUGUUACUUAUUGCAAGCAUUCACUUUCUUAGUGACGAUUCUGACACUUGGACUUGUUUUAUAUCUGUUUUAUAAGACGAACCAAAGUCAAGUUCACCAUGUUCCUACAGUCAUAAUGGAAUCUAAACAAGUAUAUGAAGAAGAAACGGACGAUGUUUCCGGUAGCUUUAAACUAGAUCAACUUUUUCUUUCCGAAAAAAAGUCCGUCAGAUGGAUGGCAGAUGCAAACAGCAAAAUUGUUCCGAGUGAAAAUGAACCGUGUCUAUUGAUACCGGAGGACGGGAAAUAUCUAGUAUUUUCCCGAUUUACGUUCCGAAUUCCACCAGGCGAGAAUGAAACAAUUUUAACGCACCAGCUCGCUAUUAAAUCUGUGAAUGAAGCGGGAGAAAAAGUAAAAAAAGUUUUGAAAAGACAAUAUGUCAGCAUUGUUGAACAUCAGAUAAAAAAUGACUCAGAAAUGAGAAAACCUAGUGUUUUUAUUCAGUCUUUUGAAUUAUCAGCUGGCAAUGAAGUGUGCACCUGGGUCUCGAGCCCAGAACUUUUGUAUAUAUCUCCUAUUGAUAAUGAUGUAACAAUUAUUAAAGUUUAAAUGUGCCAAAAAUUCUUACCAGCUCAAAUGUAUAUUUAAAGCUUUUUCGAUUUAAUUGCUAAACAAAAAUUUAGCGACUUUGUUGAUUAGAAAUUCGGAUCAAAAAUGUUUAUUUAUUACAAUAAUGGCAGAAUCUCUGACUACCUCAUUAUAUAGUAUAUGUGUUCAUGUAACAGAGCAGUAUGUGUUCAUGUAACAGAGCAGUAUUUGUUCAUGCAACAGAGCAUCACACAACUUCAUUAACUUAUCUUUGUCAUAUUUUUGUGUUCAGCUAAAAAGAUAUCUGUGAUAUUAUGUUAAUUUUGUAUCUUUUUAUGAGCUAUCCAGCUUUAUUUAUUAUUAAAUGUG